AUGCCUGUGGUCAAUACUGACCAGCUGGUCCGCUUACAGCGGAAGUCCGAGGACAUAAGAAAUAUCUGCAUUUUGGCCCACGUCGAUCAUGGCAAAACAUCUUUGACGGAUAGUCUCAUUGCCACGAAUGGCAUCAUUUCACCCAAGCUGGCGGGUAAAAUCCGCUACUUGGACUCUCGUCCAGAUGAGCAGCUCCGAGGUAUUACUAUGGAGUCAUCAGCCAUCUCGCUGUUCUUCUCAAUGCUCCGUCGUCCAAGCCCAGACGCAGCACCAGUGCCCCGGGAGUAUCUGAUCAACCUGAUCGAUUCGCCCGGACACAUUGAUUUCAGCAGCGAAGUCUCAACAGCAUCGCGUCUUUGUGAUGGUGCCGUUGUUCUUGUCGACGCCGUCGAAGGUGUCUGUAGUCAGACCGUGACAGUUCUAAGACAGACCUGGGUCGAGCAAUUGAAGCCGAUUCUAGUCAUUAACAAAAUGGACCGUUUGAUCACCGAACUGAAGAUGAGUCCCUCUGAAGCAUUCUCGCAUCUUAGCCGACUGCUGGAGCAGGUCAACGCUGUCAUUGGUAGUUUCUACCAAGGGGAGCGUAUGGAAGAGGAUCUGCAGUGGCGUGAGCGCAUGGAAGAUAAUAUUAACGCUGCUGCUGCGCGGGAUAAAGAGAAGAAGUCAGCUGGAGAUGACGACUCUGCAUCGCCCAUUACUGAGGCGACUGAAUUUGAGGAGCGCGACGACGAGAAUAUCUACUUUGCACCUGAGAAAAAUAACGUCAUCUUUGGCAGUGCCGUCGAUGGCUGGGCUUUCACUAUCAGGCAAUUUGCUGCCAUCUACGAGAAGAAACUGGGAAUCAAACGAACCGUCUUGGAGAAAGUGCUUUGGGGUGAUUACUAUCUUGACCCGAAGACUAAGCGUGUCCUGGGCACCAAGCAUCUGAAGGGACGGGCUCUGAAACCAAUGUUCGUUCAGUUGGUCUUGGACAGUAUUUGGGCGGCAUAUCAAGCUACUACAGGCGGAGACAAAGGAAAGGGGGACCCGGUGUUGCUGGAGAAGAUUACCAAGUCGCUAAACAUCAACAUCCCGGCAUACGUCUUGCGCGGACGUGAUCCCAGAAACAUCAUGAACACAUUGUUCUCUCAAUGGCUGCCUCUAUCUACUGCCCUACUGGUUUCUGUCAUUGAAUAUCUACCUAGUCCCCCCGCUGCGCAAGCUGCCCGACUACCAGAAAUGAUCAAAACGUCACCUGGUGCUGAGUUCGUUGCCGAGGAUAUCAAAAAGGCCAUGAUUGAGUUCAAGACAGGACCCGAGGAACCCGUUGUGGCAUAUGUCAGCAAGAUGGUUGCGAUCCCGGAGAGCGAGCUUCUGGCAAGCAAGAAGCGGAGUGGCGGUGGUGCUAUGACCGCGGGCGAAGCCAUGGAGAUUGCUCGCCGCAAGCGAGAGGAGAUUGCCAAGAUGCAGGCAGAGGCCAGUAACGGCCAGGCAGAUGACUUUGAGCGCAUGACAUCCGUUUUCGAAAGCACCUCGUUGAUUACUGAGACGAUAGAUGAACCAGAAGAGCCGGUCGAGAAAGAGGAUCCUGACCAUCUUAUUGGCUUCGCGCGACUCUAUUCAGGAACCCUUUCAGUUGGAGACGAGAUAUAUGUCCUCCCACCCAAAUUCUCACCAGCCAACCCGCACGCCAGCCCGGAGCCAAAGAAGGUUACGGUCACAGAUCUAUACCUAAUGAUGGGCAGAGCACUGGAGCCGCUCCAGUCAGUACCGGCCGGUGUAGUAUUUGGAAUUGGAGGUCUUGCAGGCUAUGUGUUGAAGACAGGUACACUCUGCAGCCGACUUGACGGAAGUGUCAACUUGGCUGGUGUUUCGCUGAGCAUGCCGCCCAUUGUUCGAGUCGCCCUGGAACCAGUCAACCCAGCCGACUUGAGCAAGAUGGUCACCGGUCUACGCCUUCUUGAACAGAGUGAUCCUUGCGCACAGUACGAAGUGCUACCCAGUGGUGAGCACGUCAUUCUCACAGCAGGUGAACUACACUUGGAGCGUUGCGUGACGGAUCUCCGAGAGCGAUUCGCUCGUUGUGAGAUCCAAACAGGCGAGGCUAUCGUCCCCUACCGGGAAACCAUUGUUCAUGGCCCCGAGAUGGCCGCUCCCAAGCACCCCGAACUCGGACGUGGGACCGUUCUCACCGUCUCAGCCUCGAAGCAACUGACGCUGCGUGUGCGUGUCGUCCCGCUGCCAGAGGCUGUAACAGAGUUCUUGACCAAACAAGUGGGAACAAUCAAGCAAGUCCAGUCAGAGAAGCGCUCGGAGACCGAAGCCAGAACGGAUACGGAGACGGCCGUUGAAGCUGUCGUCGACGGCACUGGCGAAGCACCCGAAGGUCGCAUUCUCUGCAAGAAGGAGUUCCGCGAGGCACUAGCCAAAGUAUUCGACGACGACGUCAAGGAAGACAAAGAGCUAUGGAAGGACGUCGUCGAUCGAAUCACUGCAUUCGGACCCCGCCGAGUCGGACCCAACAUUCUAGUCGAUGCAACGGCCGUCAAUACCUGCGAGAAAUUCUUGGUCGACGACAUCAAGCAGCAGAUUCCCGGUGACAACCAGCAAGCUCUCCUCGUCCGCGACUUCAACGACAAGAUCGCCUAUGCCUUCCAGCUCGCAACAGGCCAGGGUCCCCUCUGCCAGGAGCCCAUGCAAGGCGUAGCCGUGUUCCUGGAGGAUCUCUCCGUGCAGGCGAACGGCGACGAACUCGACAUGGGCCGUUUAACAGGUGAAUCAAUCAAACUCGUUCGCGAAGGCAUCUCAGCCGGUUUCCUAGACUGGAGUCCUCGCAUCAUGCUCGCAAUGUACAGUUGCGAGAUCCAAGCAACGACCGAAGUCCUAGGUCGCGUCUACGCAGUCAUAACCCGUCGCCGAGGCCGCAUUCUCUCCGAAAUUAUGAAAGAAGGAACACCCUUCUUCACGAUCAUCGCCCUCCUCCCCGUAGCCGAGUCCUUCGGUUUCGCAGAGGAGAUCCGCAAGCGCACGUCUGGCGUUGCGCAGCCGCAGCUGAUCUUCGCCGGCUUCGAAGCCCUCGACGAGGAUCCGUUCUGGGUCCCCGCUACCGAGGAGGAACUGGAGGAUCUCGGUGAGCUGGCUGAUAAGCAGAAUGUUGCGAAGCGGUAUAUGGAUGCUGUGCGCAGUAGGAAGGGAUUGGUUGUUCAGGGUCGGAAGUUGAUUGAUGCGGAGAAGCAGAAGACGUUGAAGAAAUAA
This is a messenger RNA of Penicillium bovifimosum, 3234 nucleotides long. RefSeq names its product GTPase RIA1. Gene Ontology annotation, biological process: cytosolic ribosome assembly. The record is from RefSeq and is a predicted model, not a curated record. Gene Ontology annotation, cellular component: cytosol; ribonucleoprotein complex. The transcript is spliced from 6 exons. Bases 1 to 3234 code for a protein of 1077 amino acids. NCBI's taxonomy places the organism in Eukaryota, Fungi, Ascomycota, Eurotiomycetes, Eurotiales, Aspergillaceae. Gene Ontology annotation, molecular function: ribosome binding; GTPase activity; GTP binding.